Notothenia coriiceps (black rockcod) is the source of this 3995-nucleotide messenger RNA. RefSeq names its product SLIT and NTRK-like family, member 4 (gene slitrk4). The record is from RefSeq and is a predicted model, not a curated record. Gene Ontology annotation, molecular function: protein binding. The coding region runs from base 1219 to 3807 and encodes 862 amino acids. NCBI's taxonomy places the organism in Eukaryota, Metazoa, Chordata, Actinopteri, Perciformes, Nototheniidae. Gene Ontology annotation, biological process: axonogenesis; positive regulation of synapse assembly. Gene Ontology annotation, cellular component: glutamatergic synapse. The transcript has 2 exons.
UCGUGUGGGAAGCUCGGUGAAUGCGGCUGCAGAAAGGAGCCAGCACACUUCAGCGCCUGACACGGAUACUGCUCUGUCCUACAGGAGGAGUGAGGGGGGACACCACCAGCUCCUCUCCUCUUUGAACCCGUUUCCUCCGACUGGAUAUUCUUUUGGCUUUAAAGAAAGAACUAUUUAUCUCCAUGAUAUCUCCUUCAGUGGACGCGCGGAGUUGGCAGUCCUCUCGUGCACCGCAGCACACUGAAUAGCUGCAUUAUUUCCACGCUCCGGACUCCUGUUCCUCUCCGCUCUUGUUUCUCCAUCACCUUUUUUCACCCAAAAGAAAAUCCCUUUGCAUCCUGUAAAUUAACUGAAGAGAAAACAGUUUGUUUUGCAGAGAACUGGAUUUACGCCUGUAUUGAGGAUAACGUCCUGAUGCCCUCACCCUGAUGGAAGCCUACCUCCAGCUCUCUCCCUGUGCGCAACUUGGCCCCGAACAAACCAGUGUUUACUCAUUGGAUGGUCGGGCGUUUCUGAAGCCAGGCGCGCAGUGCUGGCUCUCCGUGCCCUGACACCCAAUUACCUCCUAAUCCAAUUUUGAAAAAACAAAACAAGCUCCAAGAAUGACAGACUUACUUCCCUGCAUCGCUGACCGUCUUGCGCCUUUCUUCACACCUUGGAGUCUCCGGAUGCGCUGUCAAGAUCUGUAAAAGCUGUCUCUCUCCCCCCUCACCAUCUAUCUCUCUCUCUCCCCUCACCACCUAUCUCUCUCUCUCCCCUCACCACCUAUCUCCCUCUCUCCCCUCACCAUCUAUCUCCCUAUCUCCCACUUGCAAACCAAACGAAUGCUCUCCCAUGGAGGUAGCACAGCCACCUUGGGGACCGAGCGAGAGGGGUGAUUUUUACAAGCAAGAGGAGCCCGUCAGCAAGAGACGCAUCGGGUGAAAUCGGAAACCCCCCCCCUUCUCUACCUCCUCCUCCUCCUUCUUCUUUCUCCAUCUCCACCGCACCCCCGCCAGUUUGCUCGGAUCGGGUUGAUAUACAGUAGCUACAUGGGGAAGUAGGGGGCUGCUUAGGAACCUUGUUGCGCCCCUAUAAGUGUCCUACUUCAGCCGGGAGCACUGUCUGUCUCCAUGUCUCCCCGAUGCUGCCCCGUGUCUCCGGAGGGAGCCGCAUGCACCACCACCUCAGCUUUGGGUUACUAAAUGGUUUUCUGGGGGAGGAUUUCUAACCGGCGAGAUGCUGCUCGUACUCCUGCUGGCAGCCUUUUCUUCCUCCAUCUCCGGCUCCUUCUCCUCCUCCCUCUCCUCCCCCCCCAUGUCGGACGGACCCCAGAUGGCAGACCCGUCCGCCUCGGACUUGAUGGUGGAGACCUGCAGCGUCUGCUCCUGCAUGUCCGUGGAAAACGUGCUGUACGCCAACUGCGAGAAGAUCACCGUCUAUCGGCCCACGCAGCUCCUCCCGCCGGCCUCAUCCCUGUACCACUUGAACUUCCAAAACAACUUCUUAAUAAUCCUCUACCCUAACUCCUUCCUCAACUUCACCCACGCUGUGUCACUGCAGCUGGGGAACAAUAAGCUGCAGAACCUCGAAGCUGGAGCGUUCAUGGGGAUGAGUGCGUUGAAGCAGCUGCACCUGAACAAUAAUGAGUUGAAGGUGCUGCGAGCCGACACUUUCUACGGAAUAGAAAACUUGGAAUACCUUCAGGCUGACUACAACUUGAUCAAAUACAUAGAAAAGGGAGCUUUUAACAAGCUGCACAGGCUAAAAGUAGUCAUCCUCAAUGAUAAUCUGGUACAGGCACUCCCUGACAACAUAUUCCGCUUUGCCUCACUCACACACCUGGACAUACGGGGGAACAGGAUCCAGAAGAUCCCCUACAUCGGGGUUCUGGAGCAUAUUGGGCGAAUAGUAGAGCUGCAGCUGGACGACAACCCCUGGAACUGCACCUGUGAUUUAGCACCUCUCAAGGCAUGGCUUGAAAACAUGCCCUAUAACAUUUUUAUCGGAGAGGCCAUAUGUGAAACACCAAGUGACUUGUACGGCAGACUCCUGAAAGAAACCAACAAGCAGGAGCUUUGUCCCAUGGGAACAGGAAGUGACUUUGAUGUAAGGAUGCCACCUGCAUCGCCUGAUAAUGGGCAGUCACCUUCAAAAAUGUCCCCGACCACUGUGGCUCCUCUGGCAACGAAAGGGCCAAAAGCCACUGACUCAUCCAAGAUUUAUGGUAAUGGAAUUGUGGCCGGUUUACCCCCUUUUGGAAGAAAUAGCCAGAUUGUUUCCUUUCAAACACGGACCCCUCCGUUGACGUGUCCACAGCCCUGCAGCUGUAAAGCCCACCCCUCUGACUUUGGCAUCAGCGUCAGCUGUCAGGAGAGGAAUAUUAAGUUUUUAGGUGAUCUUAUCCCCAAACCCCCAAAUGCCAAGAAACUUCACCUGAGUGGAAAUUACAUCCGUGACAUAAGCCCGGCUGAUUUCCAAGGCUUUGAGGGAUUAGAUUUGCUCCAUCUUGGCAGCAAUCAAAUUGUCACAGUGCAGAAAGGUAUUUUUUCUAACCUCACAAAUCUGAGGAGACUGUAUUUAAAUGGCAACCAGCUGGAACAGUUACACCCAGAGAUGUUUUUGGGCCUCACAAACUUACAGUACCUAUAUUUGGAAUACAAUGCCAUAAAAGAAAUCUUAGCGGGUACAUUUGAUGCUAUGCCGAACCUACAGCUCCUGUACCUCAACAACAAUGUACUGCGGAGUCUCCCUGCCUACAUGUUUGCGGGUGUGUCUUUAGCCAGGCUGAAUCUAAAAAACAACCACUUCAUGACCCUACCAGUGAGUGGUGUCUUGGACCAGCUGCGAACAUUGACCCAGAUAGACCUAGAAGGGAACCCGUGGGACUGUUCAUGCGAUCUUGUCGCCCUUAAACUCUGGCUAGAAAAGCUGAAUGAUGGAGUGGCUGCCAAAGAGGUGAAAUGUGCCUCUCCUGUGCAGUUCUCCAACAUAGAGCUGCGUCUCUUGAAAAAUGAGAUCCUGUGUCCUAAGCUUAUUGCUAGACCUCCAUUUAUUUUCACUGGCCCCACCCCUAUGUUGACGUCAGUGUUGCCUGCCGGAGUUGGAAAAGCCCCGCCGGCAGGUCCUGUGCCUCUCUCAAUCAUGAUCCUCAGCAUCCUCGUAGUGCUUAUCGUGACUGUGUUUGUGGCCUUCUGCCUUCUAGUCUUUGUCCUGAGGCGGAAUAAAAAACCAGCGGGCAGGCAGGAGGGGCUUGGGAAUCAAGAGUGCGGCUCCAUGUCGUUGCAGCUCCGCAGACACGGUCACAAAUCUGGCAAGAAAGGCUCCAUCCCGGGAGACGACUUGGGAGGCGAGACGUUCAUCCCCCAGACCAUCGAGCACAUGGGCAAGAGCCACACCUGCGGGAUCGGACGCUCCUCCGACAUGGACGCUGGGUUCAAGUUCGCAGACUCGCAGAGGCAGAAAAUCAUCCUGCGGAACAGCGCCGACAAGGAUAAAGACUCGCUUUCCACCCUGGAGCGCAACAAGCGCCUCAGCACCAUCGACGAACUCGAGGAGUUCCUCCCCCACCGAGAGCCCAGCAUGUUUAUCCAGAACUUCCUGGACAGCAAAAGAGAUUUCAACAGUAUCGGGAUGGGCGGGUACGAAAUCCGCUACCCCGAAAAAACGCAGGAUAAAAAGAUGAAGAAGUCGCUGAUAGGCGGGAACCACAGUAAGAUCGUGGUGGAGCAGAGAAAAAGUGAGUAUUACGAGCUCAAAGCCAAGCUCCAAGGAACGCCUGAUUACCUACAGGUGCUCGAGGAGCAGACUGCGCUGAGUAAGAUGUAGGGAUUGUUGUGUUUGAUUUAGUGCAUUGAUUACAUACACAAGGAGGUCAGACACACAUGCAGGCAGACAGACACACAACACAUUUGCCUUUCUCUGGUUCUUUCUCCCCCGUUGGCCACACACACACUGUUCAACCCCCCCCCCCUCGAUCUCUUUCUUUCUGUCUUCUCCUGUCUUCUCUGCAGCAC